ACAAAUAAUCUAUGAGACUUCAGUCAGUAGGAGGCCGUCGCCCACAGACAGCAAGUCUAUAAAGGGCAGCGCCUCCUCUCUCCCCCUGUCUCCCCUCCUGUCUCACAUCCUGUCUCCCCUCUCAUCAUGGCUCCGGUUCUCCUGCUGGUUCUGCUCGGCCUGGUUCAGCUCGGCUCGGCUCAGCCAGUGGAUCUGAAGAAGCUUCAAGCCGCUCUGCAGGAUCUGCAGGUCGAGAGGCGAGAGAUGAGCUUGCGUCUGGACAUGGCUGAGAGGGAACUGAAGAGAGUGAAAGAAACCCCUAAAGUUGCGUUCGCUGCCUCGCUGGGAGGAAACGGCCUCGUGAAGGCGACGAGUGGAAACAAAAACCUCGUCUACACGGAGCUGCUGACCAAUGUCGGGGGGGCUUACAACACCAACACAGGUGAGUUCACGGCGCCGAUUCGUGGAGUUUACUACAUCCGCUUCACCGCCAACGCCCCCUCCAACUUCCCCAUGAGCGCCGUGCUUUACAAGAACGACAACAAGAUCGAGCUGAUCGCCCACGAGCAGCCGGGGGGCGAGGGCAGCGACACGGCGUCCAACGGCGCCGCCCUGAUGCUGGAGGAGGGCGACAGACUGAAGAUGGUGCUGUGGACCAACACUCAGAUCUGGGACAACAGUAACCACCACAGCACCUUCAGCGGCUUCCUGCUGUUCUCAAUGGUGGACGAACCUCCAAAAGAGUUUGACGCUGAAGCCGAGAUGAAGACCCUUGAGGUUUCUCUGAUGCAGCUUCAGGCAGAAAACAGAGGCAUCCUAGAGAGACUGAACAGCACAGAGAGCGAGCUGAAGACGAUGAGAGAUGUACCGAAGGUGGCGUUUGCCGUCUCUCUCGGAGGUAACGGCCUCGUGAAGGCGACGUCAGGAAGCAAAACUCUCAUCUACAAAGACGUCAUGACAAACAUCGGACAGGCGUACAACUCUGAGACCGGUGUGUUCACGGCCCCGAUUCGUGGAGUUUACUACAUCCGCUUCACCGCCAACGCCCCCUCCAACUUCCCCAUGAGCGCCGUGCUUUACAAGAACAACAACCAGAUCAAGCUGAUCGCCCACGAGCAGCCGGGGGGCGAGGGCAGCGACACGGCGUCCAACGGCGCCGCCCUGAUGCUGGAGGAGGGCGACAGACUGAAGAUGAUGCUGUGGACCAACACUCAGAUCUGGGACAACAGCAACCACCACAGCACCUUCAGCGGCUUCCUGCUGUUCCCCCAGUGAGCGCCUUAUAAACGACCUGGAGGAACCUUUAAGACGACUUGAUUCAUUCACAUCUAAUGUACAAAUGAAUGAAAUAAAAAGAAGCUUGUUUAAAUCAUUAAAA
Molecule: messenger RNA, 1357 nt
Organism: Gymnodraco acuticeps
Lineage: Eukaryota; Metazoa; Chordata; Actinopteri; Perciformes; Bathydraconidae
Exons: 8
Coding region: 127-1254 (375 amino acids)
Molecular function (GO): protein binding
Source: RefSeq, a predicted model, not a curated record